This is a messenger RNA of Alosa sapidissima (American shad), 626 nucleotides long. It is a transcript of the gene dusp23b, whose product is annotated as dual specificity phosphatase 23b. Lineage: Eukaryota; Metazoa; Chordata; Actinopteri; Clupeiformes; Clupeidae. Gene Ontology annotation, biological process: protein dephosphorylation; cilium assembly. Gene Ontology annotation, molecular function: protein tyrosine/serine/threonine phosphatase activity. Bases 1 to 456 code for a protein of 151 amino acids. The record is from RefSeq and is a predicted model, not a curated record. The transcript has 2 exons.
AUGCCAUAUUCACCGCCUCCUAACUUCUCCUGGGUAGAGCCAAACAAACUGGCUGGCCUGGCAAUGCCUAGGAUGACGGCUCACUAUCAGUACCUUCUAGACAAUGGCAUUACACAUCUAGUGAGCCUAUGUGAAAGAAAACCCCCAUAUCACGAUACAUGCCCAGCACUGACGCUUCAUCACAUCAAAAUACAUGACUUUUGUGCUCCCACCUUUGAUCAAAUCCAUCGCUUCUUGAGUAUCGUUGAAGAGGCUAAUGCCAAGGGGGAGGGGGUUGCUGUCCACUGCAUGCAUGGCCAUGGAAGGACAGGCACAAUGCUGGCCUGUUAUCUGGUGAAGACGAAGAAAAUCAGUGGGAUAGAGGCCAUUAGAGAGAUCCGCAGGAUCCGUAGCGGCUCUAUAGAAACUAGUGAACAGGAGAAAACUGUUGUACAGUUUUACCAACAAAUCAAAUGACAUCAUGAUGACUUCUCAUUUCAGUGCAACUAUUAAACACCUAUCUGUUACCGCUUACUAACUGGUAUGGAUCUUUGGCAGCCUUUCUGCCAGGUUCUUUUGCAAUACUGUGCAUUUGUGUAUAAAUCAAUAAGCCCAACAAGUCCCAAUAAAUGUUAUUUAUUGACUGA